Molecule: messenger RNA, 2439 nt
Organism: Grus americana (Whooping crane)
Lineage: Eukaryota; Metazoa; Chordata; Aves; Gruiformes; Gruidae
Gene: ZBTB25
Product: zinc finger and BTB domain containing 25
Exons: 3
Coding region: 670-1980 (436 amino acids)
Biological process (GO): regulation of transcription by RNA polymerase II
Cellular component (GO): nucleus
Molecular function (GO): protein binding; DNA-binding transcription factor activity, RNA polymerase II-specific; RNA polymerase II cis-regulatory region sequence-specific DNA binding
Source: RefSeq, a predicted model, not a curated record
ACCAAAUUAAGCUAGUGGCAGCAGGAGGCUGCAGUGGCUGGAAGUUUAAACAGGUUCAGAAAGCAAUUUGAUAAAAUUCAUGAGAAAGGCACCCCAAAACAUUGCAUUGAACCCCAAAGCGCAGGCUGCGGCUCAGGACGAUGCUCCGGGAGGAGCUGCCGGAGGCUGGGAGCUCAGGGUGGGGGUGGCACUGCCCCCCCCGCCAGGCCCUGCUGCACCCCGACCCAGCACAGCUGCUCUCGCCCAAAAUAACCCCUGGUUUAAAAAUUAAUAAGAGAUUGGAGGAGGCCUGAGAGAGAAAUAGCGCGUCCACAGGAGUCACCAGUGGCUAAAGAAAGCACUCGGGCCGCAGACAUGGGUGAAAAAGCAAGAUUGUAUCUUCACGUCCAUUUUCCUGAGCAGACAGGCUGGGGAGGCGCCUGUUACAGAGUUUUUUGUCUGUUAAACCCAACGAAACCAAACCAGCAAACCCCCACUCAGGCCAGCAGCUGCGGCGCUCAGCCGGUGGCGGUCUGUCCCAGCGCGAUUUAACAGCAAAGCUUCCCCCGCCCAGGGUGAGGUCUCGGAAGGCGCCUUGGCAGCCCGAGGCAAACCCCCCCCCCCCCAACCCUUCACGGGAGUGACCGCGGUCCCUCCCGUGGGGGCUGUGGACGCGCAGCACGGCACGCCAUGGAUACGACCGGCCACAGCAUCCUCCUCCUCCAGCAGCUGAACAUGCAGCGGGAGUUUGGCUUUCUGUGUGACUGCACAGUUGCCAUUGGAGAUGUUUACUUCAAAGCCCACAGAGCGGUGCUCGCUGCUUUUUCAAACUAUUUUAAGAUGAUAUUUAUUCAUCAGACGAGCGAAUGCAUAAAGAUUCAGCCUGCAGACAUCCAGCCUGACAUAUUUAGUUACUUGUUGCAUAUCAUGUACACCGGGAAGGGGCCAAAGCAGACCGUCAGCCAGAGCCGACUGGAGGAGGGCAUCCGCUUUCUCCACGCAGACCACCUCUCCCAUAUUGCCAUCGAGAUGAACCAAGUGUUUUCCCCAGAGCCGGUCCAGUCUUCAAACUUGUAUGGUAUCCAGAUCUCCACCGCACACAAACCGGCAAAGGAACGCCUGGGAGCGAAGGAGAGUCUGCCCAAGGCGGGCAGCAGGUCCGCUGCCCAGGGCGAUCACCCGCAGCUGCAGCUCUCUCUGGCCAUCGGCCUGGACGACAGUUCCCUGGACCAGCAGGUCGCUCGCCCCUCCGCUCAGCCUGCUGCUCUCACCAAGCCAGCAGAAGAGCGUCCGAAGCUCUCAGUCUCCAUAAAGCAAGAGAAGUGUGACUCGGAGCCCGUGGUGUCCCGGACCUGCACCCCUCCAUCUCCGGAGGUAGCGAGCCCCAUCUUUGCUAAGGCCAGCCUCAAGGUGCACUUGUGUCACUACUGCGGGGAGCGUUUCGACUCCCGGGGGGGGCUACGGCAGCACUUGCACACCCAUGUCUCGGGCUCGCUGCCGUUUGGCGUGCCGGCCUCCAUCCUGGAGAGCAGCGACCUGGGGGAGGUACAGCCUCUGGCUGAGGACAGGGAGGCUGGGGAUGACCAUCGGCUCGGGGCCUUCCUCCUCAAGGAGGAUGAGCAUCAGCUGGAGCAUCCGAGCUGCAGUGACCUGGAGCCUCUGCAGAUCAGCCAGCUCUCCCUCAUCUCCAAGGACCACGAACCAGUGGAGUUGAACUGUAACUUUUCUUUCUCAAGAAGGAGAAAAAUCAGUUGCACUGUCUGUGGCCGCACAUUUUUCCGGAAGAGCCAGUUGCUCGAACACAUGUACACGCACAGAGGGAAGCAGCACAAAUACAGCCGCUGCCAGCGGCUGGAGAGCCCCGCGACCCCCAGGUUUCGUCCCUACUGUGACAGUGAGAGCAUGGGGAAAAGCUCCAGUAUGUCCCAAGACCACUUAGAUGAAUGUAUACUGGAGUCGGAUCUCAUCCAAGAAAGCAUUGAUACGAUCCUGGUAGAGUAGUUCUCCCCCAUGUAGCCUUUAGGUGCUGAAACUGGGUAUUUUGGCAUUUCCCACCUAGUGAGCAGCUGCUCUCUGGAGCUGAUUUCCUUCAAGCACCAUUCCCAUUGCCUCUGAGAUAAUUGUGAAAAACUGCGUACUUUGAUUUGUGUACUUGCUUUUUUACUUCUCUAACUUUUAAACUCAAGCUAAUUCCCAUCUAAGUCCUUCUUGGAAGCCUCCGUGUAACUCAGUUACAUUUUUCGUAAAUGUAAACUUACUCCUGCUCGGCUUUACUAGAGUUAAGAUUGUAUUGCUGGGUGUGAGGUUUAAACAUCGUCUGACGCACUGCGCGGUGCCUAGGACUGUUUGUAUCCUGUAGAAUGUGCUCUUCUGAAACUAGAUGGAGGGAAAUGUAGAAGGAAUACGUAUUGUGUUUCCCAAGCAGUUUGUUUUUAAUUAAAAUAAAUAUCUCAAGGAGAU